Papaver somniferum (opium poppy) is the source of this 2208-nucleotide messenger RNA. Its product is annotated as probable pectinesterase/pectinesterase inhibitor 21. Lineage: Eukaryota; Viridiplantae; Streptophyta; Magnoliopsida; Ranunculales; Papaveraceae. Gene Ontology annotation, molecular function: pectinesterase activity; pectinesterase inhibitor activity. Gene Ontology annotation, biological process: cell wall modification. The transcript has 2 exons. The record is from RefSeq and is a predicted model, not a curated record. Bases 166 to 1914 code for a protein of 582 amino acids.
GGCAGUUCCUGUCUACUAUCAUUUCAAUUUCUUCUUCUUCUUUAUUUUUUUUUUUCAAGUAGCAGCUCUUUUUUGCCUUGGUUGGGAAUUUUCCGAAAGCUCGAUAAGCAUCGUUGAAUCCCGAUAUAUCCCAUCCGUAGGGCAUUACAUAGAGCUGCUCAAAUAAUGGGAGACUUUAACAAAAAGAAAGCCGCUAUAAUUAGCGCAUCUUCGCUACUACUUGUUGCUAUGGUUGUUGCGGUGACCGUUAGCGUUACCCAUCAUUAUUCGGCCGAUGACGACAAUAAAGAUGCUGGUCAUACAAUCUCUCAAUCACAAAAAGCAAUAGAAGCUAUUUGUCAGCCAACACAAUUCAAGAAGAAUUGCGUUGACAGUCUCUCUUCUGCAGCAGGAAACACCACUGACCCUAAAGAACUUGUCAAGAUUGCAUUCAAAGUUGCGGUUCAGAAGAUUACUGAUGCUAUUAACAAAUCUGCAACUUUGCAUGAAAUUGAAAAAGAUCCAAGAAAUAAAGAAGCUCUCGAGACUUGUAAGGAGGUUAUGGAUUAUGCCAUUGAUGACCUUAACCACUCUUUCGAUAAGAUGAGUGAGUUUGAUGUCAGUAAAGUUGAUGAAAUGCUUGCCGAUCUCAAAACCUGGUUAAGUGGAGCAGUUACUUAUCAAGAGACAUGUUUAGAUGCGUUCCAAAACACAACUGGUAAUGCAGGAGAGAACAUGAGAAAAGCUUUGAACAGUUCAGCUGAGCUGACAAGAAACUCACUAGCCAUUGUCUCUGAGAUUUCUACUGUUCUUACGUCUCUACAAAUCCCACUCUUUAGCCGUCGUUUACUUUCUGACGAAUCCGCACUACCAUACCCAACAGAGGAUGGUUUCCCCACAUGGGUUGCCGCAGGUAAACGCCGUUUAUUAUCAUCUUCUGCUGCUGAUAUCAAGCCUAACGCAGUUGUGGCCAAGGACGGGUCUGGACAGUUUACCACCAUUAACGCAGCACUCCGCACUUACCCUAAGACAAAGAACAACGCGACUUUCAUCGUGUACAUUAAACAGGGUACCUACAAUGAACACAUUUUGAUCAACAAGAGCAUGCCCAAUGUUAUGUUGAUCGGAGAUGGACCUACAAAGACUAAGAUCACUGGUAACAAGAACUUUGUUGAUGGUGUCGGUACCUUCAAGACCGCAACAGUUGCUGCUGUUGGACCCGGGUUCAUUGCCAAGGACAUUGGAUUUGAGAACAGUGCUGGUGCAAUCAAGCAUCAAGCAGUUGCAUUGAGGGUGCAAUCAGACAUGUCAAUCUUCUACAACUGCCAGAUGGACGGAUACCAAGACACACUUUACGCACACACCCACCGUCAGUUCUACCGUGACUGUACCAUCUCUGGUACAAUCGAUUUCAUCUUCGGUGACGCUGCUUCGGUUUUCCAAAACUGUAAAAUCAUCAUAAGAAAGCCACUCGACAACCAACAAUGUAUUGUAACAGCUCAAGGCCGAAAAGAUUUAAGACAAAACACUGCAAUUGUUCUUCAAGGAUGUACCAUCAGUGCCGACCCAUUGUACUACCCAGUAAGAGACACCAUUAAAUCUUACCUUGGUAGACCAUGGAAGGAAUACUCAAGAACCAUCAUCAUGCAGACAAGCAUCGACGACUGCAUCGCAGAAGAAGGAUGGUUGCCAUGGAUGGGUGAUUUUGGUUUGAACACUCUUUUCUACGCCGAGUUCCAAAAUGUUGGACCUGGAGCUUUGAACACAAGAAGAGUAAGAUGGCCUGGUAUCAAAACCAACACAUUGUCAGAGAAGACAUUCUUAGAUUUCACUCCUGGUAAUUUCCUCGGUGGAGAGGGUGGUGAUUCAUGGAUUACCAAAUCUGGUGUUCCAUACACACCAGGUAUGUUGGCCUCGCCACCACCAGCUCACUAAACAACCAAAAAGAUCAACGUUUGCUAACUGCACCAGCAAAAUACAAAACCAAAGACUAUUUCUGAAUUGAGAAGAAGAAGAAGAAGAUAAGAUAAUAAAAGUUUUUUCUGUUCAUUGAUGUAUGUACUAUUGGGAAGUUUAAUUUAUUAAUCCUUUACUUAAAAUUUUGUAUUAUAAUUUUCUCCAUUUUUCUUUCUGUUUUUUCCUGAACUGAUCAACGGGCAUAUUACGGAUAGUCCUGAUCUGUCUAGUGAAAUUAUACAACGAAAAUCUUUUGUUGUUUCUCUUGCUGAA